UGUACAAUAGUGUAAUCAUUUUUUUUUGUUUUAUAAAAUAUUUAAAUUGAAAUUAGUAAAAUAAAUGAGGAUUUGGAAAUUAAAUUUGACUUGAUUUUUUAUUUUUUAUUUUGUAAUUUCUUUUGAAUUAAUAUCAAUUCAAGUUCCAGUUUGUAUUUUGAACCAACUGAAAACUUCAGUCGGGGGUUAAAAUUUUCAAGUUUUGUCUUAUUUUAAUCCAUAUUCUGUAUGAAUUAUUAAUACAAUCCAUGCCUCUUUGGAAUAGUGACAAAAUGAAUAUUUUUAGUUUUGACUGCGCUGUAAAUGCAUCUGUAAACUGUACGUCAGAGUAGACGCUCCCUAAACAAAGACAGAGGCUUAAUGAAGAUGCUAGUGACCAGGAGGACUGGCAUGGAGGCAGAGGGAGCGGCGUGAGGGAACACCCAGCGAUGAGCAGGAGGAGGAUACAAAGGAAGCUGAUGUCAUUUUUUCAUCGAAGGAACCAAUGAGAAAAGAGAGGGAGGGGGAGAGGGGGCUCAUGGGCAGAGCUUCAAAGGGUGUGUUUCAUGUACCACUGCAGAAAAAAGAAAAAAAAAAACCUCACACAAGGCGGAAGAACAGUCAAGAGGCUGUGGAUGAGACAGGAUCAGGGACGGGGACAAAGGAAGAUGGAGGAUUACCCUUAAAAAAUGAUCAACUGGAGAACCAGCAACUGCAAAGCCGACACCUGAGCAUGAGACGGUGGUGCUGAGCAAGAAACUCUCACUUUAAACCGCAAAGCGAGUCCCAACCCCCCUAACCCACCCCCCACUCCUCCUCCCAGUUUCAGUCACGCCGCUGCUUACUUCUUUGUACCACGUCGGGGACUUCCUGGAUCGUGUGCUUGAUUUGGCGCAGAAGCCAGAGCGGAGUGUGGUUUCAGCACUAAUGAGUGCGGGGGUGUCUGCUGCGAGUUGGAUGGGAUACUGAAAGAUGUGUGUGCCUCAGCAUCGCUGGAGGGGCUAUUGGGGGCGGGGCUCCCCACACCUCCCUCUCAUUCUACUCCUUUCUUUGUCCUUCCUGCUCCCCAAGCGCCCGUUUGCUGACGGAGCCAUUCACAUCCCAAAGCAUUAUAAAGUACAGAAUCUUUUACAGCCUCCACAGAUCACAAAGUUUCCAAAAUCGAUCACCGUCUUUUCUCAAGAGGACGUCGACCUGCACUGCAAUGCGUUUGGUGACCCCACACCCUCCAUCCGAUGGAGAAAAAAUGGAGUCGAAUUUGGAACAGAACAUUCAGGAUCUGGAACUCUGCAAACGACAGCAGAGGAGGCCGUGGAGAACUAUACAGGAAACUACCGCUGCUACGCGUCCAACAUCCUGGGGACGGCCAUGACGCAGGAGGUCAAGGUCAUCGUGGAAUCGAGUCCUGUUAUUCCAAAGCGAAAAAAGCAGAGUAAAAAAGCCUUCGAAGGCGAGAGCAUCGUCCUGACCUGCAACCCUCCACAGAGUUCCAGUCCUCCGAAGAUCCACUGGAUGGACUUCACAAUGGUACAUAUUAAUCAGAGUGACCGAGUAAUGACUGGGCUGGAUGGAAACCUGUACUUUUCCAACCUGCUGAGUAGUGACAGUAGAGACGACUACAUCUGCAACGCUCAGUAUCCAGCUGCCUUGACAAUCCUCACGGUGACGGCUGUCCGUCUCUCAGUUCUCCCAAAUAAUGAUGUCGUUCCCGGCAGGAAAACUGCACUGUUCCGUCCCGCUGGAUUGCAGUCCUCCAUCCUAGCCCUCAAGGGCCAGAACAUCACUCUAGAAUGUAUUCCCAAAGGCCUACCCACCCCUGUGGUUGAGUGGAGGAAGAAGGACGGCACCCUGAAGGACGUGAGCAGCCGACUGAUGAACCACAACCGCUGGCUUCACUUUGGUAACAUCAGCCAGGAGGAUGACGGGGAAUAUGAAUGUAAAGCCUCCAACAGUUUUGGUUUCGCCACACACACUUUUACCGUCACAGUGGAAGCGGCUCCUUACUGGGUGAAAGAGCCCCAGAACCACAUGUAUUCUCCAGGAGAAACCGUUCGCCUCGACUGUCUGGCUGAUGGCAGCCCCGCCCCCAGCAUAACCUGGAGCAUCAAUGGCCAACCGCUGGCAGAGGUGGACGAGGACGCCCGUCGGAGUAUAACCGGCAGCUCACUGAUUCUGAGGGACGUGAGAGUCUCUGACACGGCUGUGUAUCAGUGUGAAGCCACCAACAGGCAUGGGUCUAUCCUGCUCAAUAUCAACCUGUUUGUUGUGGAGCUCCCGCCUCAGAUCCUCUCAUCUGAUGGGGUGGUGUACCGAGUCAUUGAGGGCGCUGACGUCAACCUGCACUGCGAGUCUUUUGGCUCUCCUCGACCUCAUACCACAUGGGCACGGGGGGAUAUGGUUUCUCUGCUUUUGGAUGCAAGGGCUUCACUUUUCACCAACGGGACUAUUAGGUUGUCCGGUGUGAGCCGGGAAGACAGUGGAACGUACACGUGUUCUGUUACACACACGAACAUCUCCAUCACUGCCAACCUAGAGGUUUUCAACCAAACCAUAAUCUCUGAGGGCCCCAAGGACAUCCGUGUUCUGGAAGGAACGACAGCCUUCCUGGACUGUGAUUUCUACAAAGAUCCUCGACUUCUCGAUUCUCACCUCGUAUGGAAGAGAGAUGGAGUCGAACUGCAGGAGUCAUUGCCAGACUACAGGUAUAAAAUCUUUGAGAACGGCACCCUGAAAAUGACAAAACUGCAUUUAAACGACAGUGCCGACUACUCCUGUGAGGUCAGCACUCUUCUGGACCAUGUCACUGCCAAGGGCUCCAUCACUGUUUUAGUGCCACCGCACUCCCCCAGGUCUUUAUCUGUGUCUGGGGUCGGGGCCAGCAGGGUCAUUCUCAGAUGGGUAGCAGGACCCUCACACAACAGUCCCAUCACAGAGUUCAUUGUGGAGGCAGAGGAGAAACUUCACACUGGAGAGGGGAAGGCCAUUUGGAAGAAGUGGGAAAGAGUUUCUGGAAGUCACACCCAAACACAGCUCACUCUGCGCCCGUUCUGCACAUACCGGUUCCGGAUCAUUGCUGUUAAUGAAAUUGGGGAAAGCAGGCCAAGUGAACCCACAGAGGACCAUGUUACACCACCAGCAGUUCCUGACAAAAACCCCACUGAUGUGAGAAGCGACUCCAGAGACUCUGGAACUCUUAGCAUUACAUGGACUAAAGUUGAGAAGCGCUUCCACAAUGGCGACAGUUUCCACUAUAGGGUCUUUUGGCGAGAAGCUGAGGGGGCAGGAACAGAAACAAACUGGAAACACGAAGAUGUCUCAUCUCCACCGUUCCUGGUCGUAAACACAAGUACCUACAAGCGGUUUGAGAUCAAAGUCCAGGCCCUUAACUCCAUCGGAAAAGGACCGGAGCCAGAGACGAGGAUUGGAUACUCUGCAGAGGAAAAACCUGAAGAUUCACCCACUGAGGUUUCAACUGUCGUAAAGAACUGCACAGUGGCAGUGAGAUGGAGGCCACCAAAGAGGGUCCGAGGUCUGCUUAAGGGGUUCAAGAUCUAUUUCAGGAGUUUGGGUCCCCGGAGUUCUGAGAGCCAGAGGUCUUCAGGCAAACACCACCAUGUGGUGCGAAGAGAAAAACCAGAGAGAGGAAACCACAAAGACAAGAAGAGCUGGGAGCUGGAGGUAGAGGGGGCGGACACGUCAAAGGAAGUUGACGGUCUGCGCUGGUACUGGCGGUAUGAGCUGUCGGUCACGGCAUUCAACAGCAAAGGGGAGGGGCCUCCCUCGCCUCCACACCAUUUUCAGACCCCAGAGGGAGUUCCUGGUCCUCCUGCCGCUCUGUGGUUCAAAAGUCCUACAGACACAACUCUAGUUCUGCACUGGAGUCCUCCGCUGGAUGCCAACGGCGUACUGGUUGGAUAUAUGGUUCAGUACAAGGAAGAGAGUCAAGACAGUCCGAUGCGGAUGCAGAUGAUCCACGAUCCCUCGGUGAAUCACAUAAGGUUGAAGGAUCUGAACCCCAGCAGUUAUUACAGGUUUAAAGUCAUAGCACAAACGGUGAUUGGGGCUGGAGAGCCCAUCAAGGCCAGGCUGGCCACUCUACUUGAAGGAGUUCCUCCAUCAAAUGUUACUGUUGAUCCCAGUAACACAUCCUUUAAUCUGAGCUGGACACCUGGAGAGCGGAACAGGAACCACGGGUUUCACAUCUACUACAUGAAGAAGAAUGGAGCAGCAAGUAUUCAGUGGGAGGAGUCGGAGAUGGUCAACUCCACUCAGGGCUUCUACUCCCUGACGGGCCUCCAACCAGGAACACAGUAUCAUCUCAAGAUCAUGAAAGGGAACGACACUCAGUGGGAAGAUGUUCUGUGGACUAUUGGACCAGUGCCGUCAGAGAUGCCCGGGGGCGUGGCCUGGCUGACUGGACUCAUCAGUGCCAUCGUGCUGCUCGUUCUCAUCCUGCUCAUCUUCUGCCUCGUCAAGCGCAGAAAAGGAGGCAAAUACGCAGUUAAGGUCAAAGAAGAGAAGGAGGUGGACUAUGAGGCUCGGCCCAUGAAAGAUGAAACCUUUGGAGAAUACAGAUCGCUGGAGAGUGACGGAGAUGAGAAGCGCUCAGACAGCCAGCCGUCUAUUUGUGACGACAGCAAACUGGGGAGCGUGGACUCUCUGGCCGAGUACGGAGACAGUGUGGAUAUUCAGUUCAACGAGGAUGGCUCCUUCAUUGGCCAGUACAGCGGGCGAGCAGCCCCCCCUCACGGCUUCAAAGGCUCCGAUCCGACCUCGCCCGUCGAUGCUGCUCCGCCUCUUCCUAUCGUUCCAUCCAUGUCGAGCAUCCUCAACCGGCCCAGCUAGACACACGACCCGGAACCAACAACACCACUGCCUGGAUUUCAGUGAAAUAAUUAACUGUAGGAAUAUAUUUACGGGAAUUUGUGGUCUUUGACUUUUCUGCAUCCUUCAAUGUUUCAGAAUGUACCGGUCCUGCUCUUGACUGCAACUCCAAACCAUUUCUCACAUGAUCAUUUGUAAUCAAAAAUAAGUGGUUUUUGGAGGAAGAUGGGAAAGUUACCAGCUAAUACCUCAGACAAACAACCUUAUCGUAAAGCCAAUAGGGAGCAAUUAAAAACUCCUUUAAACAAGGAAGAUCGUAAGUUUACUAGACGGCCCUGAAAAGGUGGUUCUGUCUUAUGUUCGUGCAUUAACUGACAGAUGAAUCAACAAAAACAUGGUUGUCUGCCAGGCAUUCCUAUCUUAAUCAUAUCAAACACAACUAAGCAGUGAACUAGUCAUCAUUGGUAACUAGAGGAAUUCCCUACAUGAGACUAGACAUCCUGUUCUGGGUGAAUGGAUGUAAAACAACAGAUUCCUAAACGAGUUCUCUUGACAGGAGCUUGUUAUUUAGGGUUUGUUACCAAUGAAACAGACCACUGCUCCUUCAGGCCUGAAUGCCUGGAACAUUUCCUGUUUGGCUCAUUGGUAGAUGAACUAGCAGUACCUGGGGACUAUUGGUACCUUGGAACCAGUGGUGUCACUACUGCGCAAAAAAGCUGUAAAUCUUUAAGUGGACGAGCAAGUCACCUCAAAAAUGUUUUAGGCCAAGUCGAUAACUUUAUAUUCAGGGACGGCGGCCCACACAGAACUCUAAAGCUGACAUGGAAGGAGGCCUAUGUAGUCGUGUAGAUCAGGGAUAGGCGACUCCAGGCCUCGAGGGCCGCAGUGUCUGCAUGAUUUCCUGACAUCCAAGCCCUACUCAUGACUGAUUACUUGGUUCAGGUGUGUCCAGCUAAUUAGAGCAUGUCAGGGCAGGGUAUGUUGGAAAACAUGCAGGAAUACGGCCCUCGAGGCCUGGAGUUGCCUAUCCCUGGAGUAGAGGCUAGGUCCUAGUAGCAAAGGAACCUCGGCAGGGCAGGAGGGGGAUAGAGAGCCAAAAUGUUGUGAUUCUCAGAGUGUAAAUACAAUAUUGCUAUUGCCACUUUUUGAUUUUAUUGUACGUCUUUUUUCAUAAGAUAACCAAAUUGUAUUUUCUUUUGGAUACUUUGGAUGUGUCCUGAAGUUGGCCUUUGCGUUGUACGCCGGACCUCAAAAGUAUCCCGUCAUGUGUCACUUCGUAGUUAGCAGGUCGUCACAGAGAACUAGAAUCAGACGCCAGUUUUGCUCUGGGUUUAUCCGUAGUGAUUAGAAAACAAAUGAAUGAUGAUUUCGGAGUUUCUGUCUCUUCUUGUAAAUGUGCACAGUCAUACAUACCUAGAAAUAAUGGAGGUUUGUACAUCUGUAACCUGCAAAAGCUAAGCAUUAUAAACCAAACUAAAGCAAAAUGUAAAUGUUCUGUUGGAUGCAGUCUCCAGCCAACUCCUUUUAUUUAGGAUAAAAGUUGCAUUUGUCCUAACUCUGUUAUGUAACUAAUAACUCGGUUAUGUAACUAACCUUGCCAGACUGUCAACGAAUGAAUAAACACUAACACUGGAUAGAGCA
This is a messenger RNA of Oryzias melastigma (Indian medaka), 6444 nucleotides long. RefSeq names its product neural cell adhesion molecule L1.1. The record is from RefSeq and is a predicted model, not a curated record. Gene Ontology annotation, molecular function: protein binding. Gene Ontology annotation, biological process: cell-cell adhesion. Bases 952 to 4824 code for a protein of 1290 amino acids. The transcript has 29 exons. NCBI's taxonomy places the organism in Eukaryota, Metazoa, Chordata, Actinopteri, Beloniformes, Adrianichthyidae.